GCUUUCCCUCCCUACUGGAGAAAUGAGGGACUCCAGGGGGACAACCUGGGAGAUGGGCGGCGACCUGCUGCAGACCCGCCUCCCGGGCCGUAACGAGAUCUCCCUUCCCUCGCUAGGCAGAUCUGAAGGGUUGGCUUUGGGUAGUCGCUGCUUGGAAGGCUGGCUCGCUCUCGCUCCUUCUUCGCCAUGCCGCGCCCCGAGGCGCUCCUCGCCCUGGUGGCCGCCCCGGCGCUGCUCGCCUUGACCCUUGUCAUCUCGGGUCCUUGGAGGCUGACAGACGCUCCUCUGCCCCCGAGCCUGAUGCAGGAGCUGGAGCGGCGCGAGAUGGAUCUGAGCCGCUUGGCAGCCUCCGCCCGGGCGAGCGCCUUUUCUUCUCCACCGCUGGGACGCGCCGUCACUUCGGAAGCUUUGGGCUGCGCGGAGCUGAGCGGCGUGACGGGCGUGCGCUUGGUGGGCUCCGGCAUCACCAAGCUGGUGCUGAGGGCUGCUCUACCGCUCAGCGGCGGCGAGGUCGCCCUCAAGUCCGUGCACACGACAGGCGGCGACGUGAGCCGCUGCGUGCAACGCUAUGGACACCCGAGAGGUUGCUACCGCCUCGCCGCUUAUAAACUGCUCAAAGAGAUGGUUUUCUUGCAGAGCUUGGAGCAUCCCGGCAUCAUCAAGUUGCAGGGCCAGUGCUACAAUCCUAGUUUUGAUCCUGAAAUGAAGGUGGUCACCAUCCUAGAGUUGGGAACGCCUCUGGAGAUGAUUCAGCUUCUGCAGACUCCCUGGGAAGAGAGAUUUAAAGUUUGUCUUGAUUUGGUUGAACUGCUCCAUUACUUGGCAAAUUCUCCUCUGGGUUCUGUUGCCCUUCUGGAUUUCCAGCCCAGGCAAUUUGUUAUGGUGAAUGGGCUCCUGAAAGUUACAGACAUGGAUGAUGUGAGCACUGAAGAAUUGCCAUGCAAAGGAGAUGAGGACUGCACCUUGGAAUUUCCCACAAAAACCUUCUCUCUCAAAUGUACUGCACAUGGGAAAUGCGAAGGAAUAAAUGAGAAAAGGAAUCUUUUCAAUGCAUACCGGUAUUUCUUCACAUAUCUCUUGCCACACACUGCACCCUUUGUUUUGCAACCGAUUCUGAAGGAGAUCCUGAAUGCCACAGGUGAUUUGCGAUAUGGAGCAAAUGAAACCCUGAGAGCUUUUCAGAAAGUUUUGCAUUUAUACAAGGCUGGACUUUAUCUGCAGAAAAAGUCUUCUCAUUUGAAAGAGUACAUUGCCUUAAAGGGAUUUCAUACAACGGGUGUAGAGGACUAUAAAUGCUGGCCGUCGUACAGCCAUUUGGGAUGCAUGCUGUCUGUUCACAGUGCGGAGGAAGCUGCCACCAUUUGCAAUGCCCAUCCACAGUGUCAACAUUUUAUCAUCACUCUGCAGACAACAUGGACAGGGCGUCCACUUGCUUUGUUUCAAAGCAACUUGACUGACUUAAUUCCAGGCGGCGACAACAUGGUGUAUGUUAAGCCAUCUGCAACUUCAUGGGCAAGCCUCUAAAUGGCCAGCCUGAGAGGGCACAGAGUCAUUUGACAAGGAAUCAUCACCGGGACUAACUUCACCCACUCAGAGGGGAUGAGCUGCUUUAUUACUGCUUCAAGAUGUUUCUGUGUGACUGCUUUGCCUGAAUCAAAGGGUGCUGUUCCAAUGAUCAAAGCAAACAUUAUUUUGGUGAAAUGGAAUAACCUGGCCAAGUUGUUUAUCUGAUCCUAUGCUCAGUGGUUAGAAAUGGGCAUAACUUGAUUUUAACCACUACUAAAGUCUUAUAAUGGCUUGCCACCAGCUGCAUCAAGCCCACCAGCUAAGGAAUGGAAGUUACCAUGAGGGGCACCUUGUUGUGUGAGUUCUAGAUUGUUGCAUCAGUCCAACUAGCAUAGAUGGAAGGAGGCUGCCAUGCACGUAGCUUUUAACUAGAUGAAGAUCUAUGCACACAAAUGUUCCUGUUUAAUUACACACUUUUUGUUUCCAAUAGAUAAUUGACAGCUGGUAGAUAAAUCCAUCCUCAGGAUCUCCUCCAAAAUAGCUGAUCGGCACUGAUCAGCUCUUUCGGAAGGGGUCAUGAAGAUGGACUUAAAUUUCCUUGCUGCCAUCUUCCUCUGGAAGUGGAGGUCGUUGCAGACUUAUGGUGUGUUGUAAUAUUUGAGUAUAUUUACCAAUAUACAAGUCAACCUGUAUACCUCCACCUAAGCUCAAACUUUCCCAGUAGCAAAUUCCACUGUUGCACAUCAGAUUCCCAGAGAGAGACAGCCCACCUCUCCUCCUGGGCUUUCCAGAGCCCACAGCUAGCUUUCUCCCUGUGUCCCUCUCUUUCUGAAAGUCAAAUGCAGUGUGUUCUAUUUCACAGACAUAAAUCUAGAUUACAUCAUGGGGGAGGUACACCUUUUGUCAACAUGUUUCUCACUUUAAGAUGUGUGUCCUGCCAUUUCUGAGUCAUUGUGGGCCAUUUAUCUCUUAACUGCUUUGGCAAAAGGUGUGCCUGGCAUACUUUUCUACUAAGGAACAUUCCAACAGUCUUUCUGACUUCAUUGAUCUUCCAACACUCCCCAAAAGGAAAGAAAGGGGGACAGAUAUUUAUUUUGGAAAAAGCCCAGGGUAUCUCAGCUGAUGAUUUUGUUUUGAUGUACAGCUUUUUUAAAAAAUUGUAUCAACCUUGGAGGUUUUUCAGCGUAACUUUCAGUGAAAGAAAUCCUGAUGAGCAAAAUGUUCAAACUAUUUAUGUAUCAAAGCAUAUUCUAUAUAAAAUGAUAUUUUUUCCACUUUGAAAA
Rhineura floridana is the source of this 2789-nucleotide messenger RNA. Its product is annotated as extracellular tyrosine-protein kinase PKDCC-like. Lineage: Eukaryota; Metazoa; Chordata; Lepidosauria; Squamata; Rhineuridae. The transcript has 7 exons. Gene Ontology annotation, molecular function: non-membrane spanning protein tyrosine kinase activity. Bases 187 to 1524 code for a protein of 445 amino acids. The record is from RefSeq and is a predicted model, not a curated record.